ACGAGACAGAUGCGGCCGAGGCAGCGACAUCCUACCCAACGAAGCGGCAGCUACCGGAAUCAGAUUCUGCAGAUCACACGCACGGUAACACGUGUCUGUGACAAGGGCGAUGAUUUCUGUAACUAGUAGAACUAGGAUAUCGUGAGCCCAGGGCAAGAACACGAGCAACAAUCGGCCUAGUUCACUGGGGAACGACAGGCGUGGUCAGGCAUAGUUAAAGGCAACCGGACAUGAUUUCUGUGAGAUUGCUUGUGACGAUCAGCAAUCGAUAAAGGUUUGCCAUGGAAGCUUUGUGAUACUUUCUUCAGAGAGGUAUCAGGCUUCGGUAAACGAGGACGUGCCGAGGUUUUGAUACAUUGAUACUUGCGUAGGAGGCUAACCUAUUCUUUGGACUGCUUACUGACCCAUGUCCUUGGUCGCGUCACUUUCAAGUUCACUUACAGUUGUUGAUGGAUUAUUUAGUACGGUUCAAGGAUAGUGGACUAUCAUUCAUUGGAUACUUUUGAACUUCGAUGAUAUCUGGCAUGUUGGAGAAGUUUCGUCAACUUUUAUACUCGAAGGAAUAUGAUUCAGUUGGUUACUGUGGGGGCCAUUUCACCCACGCUACAUGUAAUAGAUGUGCAUUAUACUACGCUUAGUUUGGUACAGCUGGGGAGAUAGUUUGUUUGUUUUUUGUUACAAGUUUGACAAGUUUGAUCGAUAGGAUAGUGGUCGCAUCAAAGCUUCUUAUUAGACCUUAUCGUCGAUAAUACACUCGUAACAAUGGCUGGUCCAGUCACCUACUUUUCGAGUGACUGCCUCCCACCCUUAGAGGCCGAGAUAGUUUCGUACGGGAACGACUCAAAUGGCUCCUGUACGGACUGUAGUGACCCGGACUACGAAUACGACAUGGCAGAAUCCAUGGGGUCAAUACCGCUUGACGAGAUCAUCCCGAGUGGCAUAGUUUACGGAAUAACAUUUCUCGUCGGCGUCCUCGGAAACGGCCUUGUCAUAUUUUCCAUUGUGAGGUUCAGGAGAAUGCAAAAUGUCACGAACAUUUUCCUGACGAGUUUGGCGUCAGCUGAUCUUCUUCUCAUCCUUAUCUGUGUCCCAGUCAAGUUUGCCAAAUUUUUCUCGUUUACCUGGAACUUUGGAGAGUUCUUGUGCAAGGCACUGUACUACCUACAGAACCUCUCCGCUAUCUGCUCCGUGUUGACGCUGACCACCAUGAGUGUUGAAAGGUAUUACGCUAUCCUGCACCCGAUGAAAGCGAAGUACACGUGUACGCCAAGCCGAGCCAGGCGGGUGAUCGUCCUCCUAUGGGUACUGUCGCUUUUGUUGGCAUCGCCAAUCAUAUUGGGACAGCAUCACAGACCAGUUGGUGAAAAUAACCCACUCCUAGAGGACCUCAAGUUAUAUUGGUGUGUCAAGGAAUGGGAGAGCUGUAUUUUAUCAAAACUUUACGAAGUCUACAUGUUACUUCUGGUCUUUAUUAUUCCUCUCUGUAUCAUGUCCAUGGCGUACGCUAGCAUCUGUAGAGAACUGUGGAUCGUCACGACCAAGAGGAUCUCGAUGACAAACGGAACGGCGAAUGACCGAGAGCCAGCUUUCGUCACCAAUGCGUCAUCUAACAAUCAAACAACAGCGAAACCAAUGUUGAAGAGGAACAAAAGUACGGAUGAUGACAGGACGCGAAAGCAGGUCAUCAAAAUGCUUGUAGCUGUCAUCGCAGUCUUUGCGCUGUGCUGGGGACCAUUCCUUAUCGACAAUGUUCUCGUCGGCUUCGGUAAACUGCCCACGCUUCAUAUUGGACCUAUGAAACCCUUACGGAUGCUAUUCGCCCUCCUAACAUAUCUCAAUAGUUGCGUCAAUCCUGUAGUUUACGCCUUCAUGUCGAAGAACUUUCGGGAAAGCUUCAAGUAUGCUUUGUGUACAUGUAUCCACGGACGGGCGUACAUGCGGCGGCAAAGAUACGGGAUCUCACAAACAUCAUUCAGCCAGACUCGGCAAACCUCUCUCAAUAGAGGGAUGUCAGUUCCGAAGACUGAUUCGGCAGAAAUCGACACAGACAGAAGCACGGUGUAUUCGGAAACUUUGUUGGACGACCCGAUGUGACAUUUUGUUCCGUCAAAAAGCGAUUGUGCAGUAAAACAUGCCUUGUUCUGGCUAUACCUUUUCGCGUGCAGGGUGGUGUGACCAGGCAGUUGUAAAUGGUAUUACACCUCCUUUGUGUGACCGUUUCGACUGGUCAAGUGAUAGAUAGAACAUAAUGUACACUUAUUCUUUAUUGUUCCAUGUUGCCGCGGUUACCAGACUGUAACCACAUGAGACAACUCAUAUAUCGCUGGACGAGAUCAGUCCCAAGAAGUCUUGUGGAAUCAAGGGCCUCCUACCGGGAAUCGAUAGGUAUCCUCUUGGGCUCAUACGGACUUCCAGCGGUACUGCCUCCGUAGUCUCUAGCCUGGAAGCUGAGCAAGGUCAAUACAUUGAGGGUCAAUGUUUGGGCUCAGCAUCUACCAAAGUGUGUUCUGAGAGGAGGACGGCCAAUCGGUUUUUAUUUACAUUUGUGUUUAUAAAUGAACAUAGUGUUUUUCGGUAAUUUGAUCUGUGCUGAAAAAAAACCCACAUCUUAGUUCGCGCCGCUAUGAAGCUAGCUAGCUCAUAUAGUUGUAGCUAGUUCUUACCAACUUGUCGGGGCAUUUUGACAGUCUAAGAGCAAUUUCUCUAUUUUGAUAUAUCUUCUGUGGG
Molecule: messenger RNA, 2727 nt
Organism: Lineus longissimus
Lineage: Eukaryota; Metazoa; Nemertea; Pilidiophora; Heteronemertea; Lineidae
Product: QRFP-like peptide receptor
Exons: 6
Coding region: 763-2094 (443 amino acids)
Biological process (GO): G protein-coupled receptor signaling pathway
Cellular component (GO): plasma membrane
Molecular function (GO): neuropeptide Y receptor activity
Source: RefSeq, a predicted model, not a curated record